Spodoptera exigua (beet armyworm) is the source of this 939-nucleotide messenger RNA. NCBI's taxonomy places the organism in Eukaryota, Metazoa, Arthropoda, Insecta, Lepidoptera, Noctuidae. The record is from the annotation of a GenBank genome assembly.
CGGCAAAAAAAUAAUGAAAGCAGUCAUCAAUCAGUUCUGAAAUUCUGACAGAUUUCCAAUUUCAUUCCCUUAUAAAAAUAAAAAAUCUUGCAUAAAAAAAUAAUAUUACAAAAUAUACUUGCGUUACAGUUGUGGACAAAAAUUAACAUAAAUCUGAUUACAAAAAGUCUCAUCUCUUUUCGUCUAUUUUAAUUAUAACCUUAACGUUUUAGGGGAGUCGCAAUCAGCCGGUUGUUAUAAAUAACUGACUGAACAAGAUUUGCAAAGCUUAGAACAAGACAACAAGUACUCGCCAGAUAAAAUGGCAUUUCAAAGAUGUGUACUACAACUCUCAAGACAAUACAUAACAAAGAACUGCUUACUCCAGUCAGCUAACAAACAGAAGUGCAAUAAUAGUUGCGCUCAAUUCAACCGAAAAUACAGUACUAAACUACCAAGACUGUAUUCCGACAGACAUGAAUGGGUUGUAAUAGACAAAGAAAUUGGCACUGUAGGCAUUAGCAAGUACGCACAAGAAUCUCUAGGUGACAUUGUGUUUGCACAGUUACCGGAACCAGAAUCAAUGGUGCAUGAAGGCGAAGAAUGUGGUGCCCUGGAGAGUGUGAAAGCAGCUAGUGAAAUAUACUCACCAGUAAGCGGUAUUAUUACUGAAAAGAAUACUGAAGUAGAAAGUAAACCUGGGCUUAUAAACACUAACUACUAUGACAAAGGCUGGUUAUUUAAAGUUCAAAUGACUGAUGCAGAGGAACUACAAAACUUAAUGACAGAAGAACAAUAUAAUAAAUUCCUAGAAAUGGAUGCUGAAAAUAAAGAGAAAGGUGAAAAAGAGAAGGGAGUAGACACAUAGUUCUUUAUUUGAAAAUUUUGUUUUAUUUAUUAACUGUUACUAGAGAAAAUAGUGUUUUGUUAUGUUUUAGUGCAAUAAUGAAUUAUUGUUAC